UAACAUUAUUGUCAACUCCGGUCCUUUUGUUCUCUUAUUGCUUUUUUGAAGGGCCGUUGAGGGAAGAACAAAUACUAAAGGAAUCCAAAUAUAUCUUCCGAUUUGGUGGAAGAAUAUAAAUUUUUUAUGCUGCCUGAGCUUCUCUUUCAAUCUCGGCACUUUCCUUUGAUGAGGAAGUAAUAAAAACAAGCUAGCGUUUGUUGAUUAAGCUAUUUUUGGAAGAGAAGAAGUAAAACAAGAAAGCAAAAAAUGGAGAGUUACUUGAACGAGAACUUUGGAGACGUGAAGCCGAAGAACUCGUCGGAAGAAGCUUUGCAAAGAUGGAGGAAACUCUGUUGGAUCGUGAAGAAUCGUAAGCGAAGGUUUCGUUUUACGGCUAAUCUCUCCAAACGAUUCGAAGCCGAAGCCAUUCGUCGCUCCAAUCAGGAGAAAUUUAGGGUUGCAGUUUUGGUUUCACAAGCUGCUCUUCAGUUUAUCCAUGGUUUAAACUUGUCUAGUGACUAUGAUGCACCUGAAGACGUUAAAGCAGCAGGUUUCCAGAUUUGUGCUGAUGAGUUGGGAUCUAUUGUUGAAGGCCGUGAUGUGAAGAAGUUGAAAAUUCAUGGUGGGGUUGAGAAUAUUGCAGCCAUGCUCUCUACAUCUAUCAUUAAUGGUAUUCAUACUUCUGAGCAUAUUAUAAAUGAAAGGAAACGCAUUUAUGGAAUUAAUAAAUUUACUGAAACCCCUGCUCGAGGUUUCUGGGUUUUUGUGUGGGAAGCCCUUCAAGAUACAACCCUCAUGAUACUUGCUAUAUGUGCCUUUGUCUCUCUGGCUGUCGGCAUUACGGUGGAAGGAUGGCCAAAGGGUGCCUAUGAUGGUCUUGGAAUCGUUUUGAGUAUUCUUCUUGUUGUGUUUGUUACUGCCACAAGUGAUUAUAAACAAUCUUUGCAGUUCAGAGAUUUAGACAAGGAGAAGAAAAAAAUUAUGGUUCAGGUUACCAGAGAUGGCCUGAGGCAGAAAGUAUCAAUAUUUGAUCUGCUUCCUGGUGAUCUUGUUCAUCUUGCCAUUGGUGAUCAGGUCCCAGCUGACGGACUCUUCAUUUCGGGGUUUUCAGUUUUGAUAAAUGAAUCUUGUUUGACUGGGGAGUGCGAACCGGUUAAUGUGAAUGCAGCAAAUCCUUUUCUCCUCUCUGGAACCAAAGUGCAGGAUGGAUCAUGCAAGAUGCUUAUAACUACUGUUGGGAUGAGGACCCAAUGGGGUAAACUGAUGGCUACUCUUAGUGAAGGUGGAGAUGAUGAGACCCCAUUGCAGGUUAAACUGAAUGGAGUUGCAACAAUUAUUGGGAAAAUAGGUUUGUAUUUUGCUAUUGUGACAUUUGCUGUUCUGGUUCAAGGAUUGUUUAGCCGUAAGAUACAGGAAGGUACACAUUGGAUUUGGUCUGGAGAUGACGCUAUGGAAAUGUUGGAAUUUUUUGCUAUUGCUGUUACAAUUGUUGUGGUUGCUGUUCCUGAGGGACUACCUUUGGCUGUGACAUUAAGCCUUGCUUUUGCCAUGAAGAAGAUGAUGAAAGACAAGGCACUUGUCCGCCAUCUGGCUGCUUGUGAGACAAUGGGAUCUUCUACAAAUAUAUGCAGUGAUAAAACAGGCACACUAACUAGUAACCACAUGACUGUUGUGAAAACAUGCAUUUGUGAAGAAAUCAAGGAAGUGAGCAGCUCCAAUAAGAGUUAUAAUUUUAGAUCUGCAGUUCCUGAAUCUGCUGUGAAAAUUCUACUUCAGUCAAUAUUCAAUAACACUGGGGGAGAAGUUGUUAAUAGCAAAGAAAACAAAAUUGAGAUACUGGGGACACCAACAGAAACUGCUCUUUUAGAAUUUGCAUUAUUGCUUGGUGGAGAUUUCCAAGCUGAACGACAAGCAUCGACAAUUGUGAAAGUCGAGCCUUUCAACUCUGCAAAGAAGAGAAUGGGUGUAGUUAUAGAGCUUCCUGAAGGAGGUUUCCGAGUGCACUCUAAAGGUGCUUCUGAAAUAAUCUUAGCUGCAUGUGACAAAGUAAUAGACUCAAAUGGUGAUGUUGUUCCCCUGGAUGAACGAUCCACCAAUCAUCUAAAGAAUAUAAUUGAACUAUUUGCCAGUGAAGCACUUCGAACUUUAUGCCUUGCUUACAUGGAUAUUGGAACUGAAUUUUCUGUUGACAGUGCUCUUCCCCUUAAAGGGUACACUUGCAUAGGCAUUGUUGGCAUUAAAGAUCCAGUACGCCCUGGUGUUAAGGAGUCUGUGGCCAUAUGCAGGUCAGCUGGUAUUACUGUGCGGAUGGUCACAGGAGACAAUAUAAACACUGCUAAGGCUAUUGCAAGGGAAAUUGGAAUUUUGACUGACAAUGGUAUAGCAAUUGAAGGCCCAGAAUUCAGGGAGAAAUCUGAGGAGGAGUUGCAUGAACUAAUUCCAAAAAUGCAGGUAAUGGCUCGAUCUUCACCUAUGGAUAAACACACUCUUGUGAAACACCUACGAACCACAUUUGGAGAAGUAGUUGCUGUGACUGGAGAUGGUACAAAUGAUGCUCCAGCACUUCAUGAAGCUGAUAUUGGGCUUGCAAUGGGCAUUGCUGGGACUGAGGUGGCCAAAGAAAGUGCUGAUGUCAUAAUCCUGGAUGAUAACUUUUCCACAAUUGUGACUGUGGCUAAAUGGGGGCGUUCAGUUUAUAUAAAUAUCCAAAAAUUUGUUCAGUUUCAGCUGACAGUCAAUGUGGUUGCCCUAAUUGUCAACUUUUCUUCAGCCUGUUUAACAGGAAAUGCUCCGCUCACUGCUGUUCAACUUCUAUGGGUUAACAUGAUCAUGGAUACGUUAGGGGCACUUGCAUUAGCUACAGAGCCUCCUAACAAUGACUUGAUGAAGAGAUUACCAGUUGGUAGGAAGGGAAACUUCAUCAGUAAUGUAAUGUGGAGGAAUAUUUUAGGGCAGUCCAUAUAUCAGUUUGUGAUUAUAUGGUAUCUUCAGACAAGAGGAAAGGCAGCUUUUCAUCUUGACGGCCCAGACUCUGAGUUGAUAUUGAACACACUUAUUUUCAACUCAUUUGUCUUUUGUCAGGUUUUCAAUGAAAUUAGCUCCAGAGAUAUGGAGAAGAUAAAUGUUCUUAGAGGCAUACUGAAGAACCAUGUUUUUGUUGCUGUGCUAAGUUGCACCAUCAUCUUCCAAAUUGUAAUUGUAGAGUUCCUUGGUACCUUUGCAAGCACUUGCCCUCUCACUUUGCAGCAGUGGUUUGCCAGUGUCUUCCUUGGAUUCCUUGGGAUGCCAAUUGCUGCCGCUUUAAAGUUGAUUCCUGUAGGCUCAAACUGAGAUCAGGGCAAUCUAGAUACUUGAUUUUUUUUUUUUGACAUGUUUGUCCAAAUUGUCAUCUUGUACUUUGUUUUUGCCCCUUGUUUUGUUUAAUCACUUGGUCACACAGCAGUAGCAUCAUUGGAUGAUGAAAAUUUUAUUGCACAGUAAAGUCGAAAGGCCAGCAAAUUUUUUUUAGGGAGGUCGCUUAUACUGCUGCAAGACAUGUCAACCUUUUGUAAGCACGCUCUUACAUAUUCUUUCACUAAAGCAUUACUUGGAAUUGAAGAGAUUUGUACGGACAUUCUAAUUUGAUUUA
Messenger RNA from Theobroma cacao (cacao), 3610 nucleotides. RefSeq names its product autoinhibited Ca2+-ATPase 1. The record is from RefSeq and is a predicted model, not a curated record. Gene Ontology annotation, biological process: calcium ion transmembrane transport. Gene Ontology annotation, cellular component: intracellular membrane-bounded organelle; plasma membrane. NCBI's taxonomy places the organism in Eukaryota, Viridiplantae, Streptophyta, Magnoliopsida, Malvales, Malvaceae. Gene Ontology annotation, molecular function: calmodulin binding; P-type calcium transporter activity; ATP binding.